Diachasma alloeum is the source of this 3132-nucleotide messenger RNA. RefSeq lists its product as uncharacterized. NCBI's taxonomy places the organism in Eukaryota, Metazoa, Arthropoda, Insecta, Hymenoptera, Braconidae. The transcript is spliced from 6 exons. Bases 175 to 1494 code for a protein of 439 amino acids. The record is from RefSeq and is a predicted model, not a curated record.
UACGGAAAUAAUUAUCGCGAUUUAUGCUAUUUGCAAAAUGGAAAAAAUAGGAGGCUCUUUGAGACGUCAAGUGAGGUUUUUAGGGAUUUGAAGUCGCCGGCAAGGACUUCCGGGGGGAUUUUUUCACUCCCCCGGAAAAAUUGUCAAUGAUAAGUGUGGGGGAGACGAACGGGGAUGGACCUGGCCGAAAGUAUGAAAAACAUUGUUGCUAAAGGAAUGCAAACGGAGAUGGGUCCACCAGGAGGAGGCUCGGGUUAUGCUGGAUCCGCCAGUGGGGCUGGAUAUGUCACGGAGACAAUGUAUUCACUGUUGCGGCUUUAUUUGCAGAAUAAGGGCUGGAAUCCGAGUAUUGAAUUGUUGCAGUGCUUUACCGAGUUGAAGGAGGCGUCUAUGCUGCCAAGUGCUGCUUAUCUCCAAAUGAUGGCAUCGAGAGUCGCUCUAGAUGCCCAAGGCAGACUAGUUCUUCGUGAAAAUGGAAAGAUCAUUCUCCCCUACGAGCACUUUGCCAAUGCAGUGAUGCUGAAGCACAUGAACGGCCCUCAUGGCCUUCAUCUGGGUCUGGAGAGCACAGUGCGAGCAGUUAUGGAGUCCUACACAAUUGGUCGUGAAUGUUUUGGGAUGGAGAAGGAGUUCAUCAUUGAGGUGGUACAGAAUUGUCCCAAUCCAGCUUGCCGUUACAAGAACCAGCUGGAAUUGACCCAGAAAAUGGGACACAUGGCACCAACGUACAUUCAGGACAACGAAGCGGCUGCUGCUGCUGCUGCUGCUGCUGCAUCGAUGCUGCGUUUUCCUCAUAAUAAUGACUUUCAAGCUUUAAGUAAUGCAAAUGCUAGUCACAUGGGGGGAUCCUCAUCUGAUAUCUCAGAGAUUCGAAGUGGUGGGAAUCAGAUGAAUCUGCAACGUCCACCCAGUCGUCCGUCAUUAAAUAUUCCCCAUCGACCCUCCUCCCAGGAGAAGAAAUCCAUUGGAAAACAGCAUUAUGAGUCGAUGAUUAAUACUCAAAUCCCCGAUCACAAGCUCACGGAUUUCUUAAGAUCUAAUUUAGAUAAUCUAGAGGGACUCAGUGGACUUGGGCUCGGGAAUCUGCAAGGACUCACGAAUGCCAAUAAAGAUCUUCUAGCACUUCACAAUGGUGCCUGGACCAUUGAGGAGAAAGGGGCUCGUUCAGCAGCCACAAAUGCCGACAAUGGUGGGGGAAAAAUUGUUCGAGCUUUCGCUGAAGUUAUGAAAAACAUGGCGAGAAUGAAGGCUUGUGUACGCCCUGCUAUGUGUAAACCCUAUGGAAAACAAUCGGAGGCUUUGCAAAAAACAUUGGUGGACACAAUUCAGUUGGUGCAGUCGUUGAGGAGCUUUCUUCCACCUCCACAUAUUCCUGUAUCCAGCUGGAAAAAUGAGGAUAAACACAGAUUAGAUCAUUCUGGGCCUACAUAUCUUCCACCUAGUUUAAAAGCCAGUGGUUUGGAAGACUUGUGUGAACCUCGAAAGAUGGACUGAGCGUUUUACUACAAUUUCAUAUUCAUUCAUUCUCUAGUCAUAUUGGAGUCAUUUAAAGUGGAUUGGAAAAAACAUUUUUAUAAGGACCAGACUGUUUUGCUCAAGAGUGAUGGCGUUUAGGAAAUUUCGGUGAUUGUGGGCGGUUAAAAAUGAGUCAUGCGUGGACUGUGAUAAAAGUGGGUAGUAAAAAAGAUGAAAAACAAAUUCUAUCUAGAUUUGAAAUCGACUCGUCAUUUACCAAAUACUGAUACUUUAGUAUUUCUUUGAUUUUUCUUUUCAUUUCUGAUUUUUUAUGAAAAACUCCUGCCAGUGGUGCUUAUUGGUGCAAUCAGGGGGUCUUACUUGCCUUGCUACUGGCAAUGUACUGAAAAAUACAAACUUUUACAGUAUUUGUAAUAUAUAUAUUUUUAGAGAAAUAAAAUUCACCUGGGGUUGACUGGUGCUUUUGGAUAUGACAAAUUAUUAAAAAUGAAUGAAUAAAAAAAAAGUCAAUAAAUAUUACGAGUAAUGGCUGUAUCACCCCGGGGAUGGACGGACCCCACCUGAUGGCACGUAAUUAUGCUAAAAAAAAUUAUAUUAUUUAUUUACGUAGCGAAUAAGGCUAGAUAUAUCUUUUGUUAUGGAAUAUUGAAGUUUUAUUUGUACGUUCUAUGUUUGAAAUUUUUGAAAACUCGUCGAUUUUUAAAGGUGAAUUUUAAGCUCCACAGGCAGGUCAAGUCAACUGUUGCCAAUGAAAAAAAAAUUACCUAAUUAAUCAAUUAACUAUUCUUCCAGCAUCUUAUAAAUCCAUUAUUUUUCAUUGGUAUCACAUGACAAUUAUCAAUCAAUGAUACAAAUAUGGCAGCAUUUGAGGAAAAAUAAUUAUUUAUGAAUAAGAUUCUAAGGAAAUUGAAUGUUUUGAGGGAUAAAUGUUUCGGCUGAUGAAAUUUUCUAAAAAAAUUUAAUGAAAAUUGAGAGUAUGUGAGUUUGUUAAACAUUUUUGUGUAUUUAUUACACAAACAAAUAUUCAUUGUUUUUAUUUUGCGGAAUUGUUGUUUUUUUAGGAGAUUGAAAAAAUUGUUAUUAUUUGAGCUGCUGCAAUGUUCGAAUAUCGAAUGGUGAUAUCAAUUCAUGCUUCGACUGUAUUCUAUAAUUAUCUGUUGAUGUUUACACCACUACUGUGUAUCAAGAAGAAAAAGAUGUGAAAAAAGCAAAAAAAAAAACAAAAAGCCGUAAAUCUUGAUGGAACUCAAAAGAUAAUAUUCAUAUAUAUCGAAUAAAAGCAUACCGUCGUUUUUGUCUCUCGCUAUCAAAGAAGAAAUGACCAUUAACGUAUCACUGUCUACACUAAAGAAGACAAUUAAAAUUAAUAUCGAAACUUUUUCUGAUCAAGCAUAUCAUCAAACAACAUUAAAUGAAUAUAUUGAAAUAAUGAUCGUUAAGUCUUUGAUGGCUUGACAAUGUAUUGAAUCAGUCCUUAAAAACGAAUUAUUAAUAAUAAUUGUACACAAAAAGAAAAAAAAAUGCUACUGACGUGUCUGCACUGCUGCUGCUGCUGCAAAAAAAACAAUUUACCGUCGCUUGCCAGUAUUACUCUUCCUAUAUUCCUGCACAAUUAAUUCGUCGUAUUGAUUAUUAAAAAAGUUUUUACAACUGUGA